ACUAGUUUAACUGUAGACCAGUCUGAUGUAUGUGAAGGAACACCAGUUACUUUAACAUGUACUGUUAAUCCACCAAAUUCUAUUAUAUGGAGACGAAAUGAUCAGAGGAUUUCAUCUUGUUCAGCUAUAUGUGAUCGACCAGCUGGUUAUAAUAUUACCAUUGAUCUUAAUACUGGUAUAAGUAUUGUAUAUAUCAACAGUACAUCAUUGAAAAGAGACGGUGGAAAAUGGACAUGUAUUCCCGCUGGCAGUAGUGACACGGGAAGUGCAAAUCUCCAGAUUAGAACCCUAACAUCCAGUUCAAUAAAAGAUAAAAGUAGAUUAUUAUUUACUGAUGGUAUGGUAACAGAAAUCACGUGUUAUACAGGAACAAUAGAUUCAACAGUUUCAUUCACGUGGUAUAUAGAUUCAACAGAUAAUACAUUACCAGGACAGACUACUAGUAUUAUAGAUGGUUCAACAUCUAGUAUCUUACAAUUAACUAGUACCAAACAACAGAACAAUAAAAAACUCCAUUGUUCAGCUACCAAUCGGUGUGGUACUGGUGACACCGAUAAUAUCACUCUUGAUAUAAGAUAUGGACCCAAGGUAUCUUUACCAUCUGAACUCAUCUAUAAAGCAGAAUCAGAAACUUUGUUUAUUGCAUGUUCAGUUGAUUCUAAUCCUGUAUCAACUAUUACAUGGUAUGGUCCAGAUGACCGUGUAGUAUCUAAUGAUAAAGAUUUAGUUAUAACUAAUAUCAACAGAAAUCAAUCUGGUAUAUAUAACUGUACAGCUAUUACAGUUUUACAACCUACAAAUGGUAAUCAACAACUUAAAACGGACAGUAAAACGGUUCUUGUGAAAAUUUCUGGUGUACCCGAUCAGCCACGUGAUUUUAAAUUAGUUCGUGUAACCCAAGAUUCUAUCUGUGUUGAAUUACAACCAGGUUUAAAUAAUGGAUAUAUUCAAGAAUUUGUAUUUCAGUGCUCACUUUAUAAUAUUGUCUGGUUUUUAUCUGGAGCUGUAAAACAGGGAAGCGAUCAAGAAAUUGACUACUGUAUUACCGAUCUAGAUGCUAAUACAGUAUAUUAUAUCAGAGUUGUAGUCCAAAACAGGUUUGGUCAAUCACAACCCCUCUCUUUGGUGACUGCUAAACCAAUUAGAACAUCUCCAGUACCAGGAGAUGAUGAUAAGGGUCCAUACAUAGCUUUAGGUGUUUGUUUAGGUAUCUCUAUAACAAUAUCCAUUGGUUUAAUAAUCCUGGUGAUCAAAAUGCGUCGUAAACUGAAAUCUAAUACAGAUGACAAGAGGGUCACCGUAAGAAAUGGCGAAAGUCAUACAGCAGAAACAUCAACAUAUAACAGUUUGGAGUUAAACACUAGAAGUGAAUCACUACCCAGUACCUAUAACAGUUUAGAGUUAAAUAGAGGAACUGAAACGGUACCCAGCCCAUAUGUUAAUUAAUCCCGAUGAUCUGUUCCUUUUAUGGUAUUCAUUUUGUACAUACAAUUUUUAUCAUAUUAUUGUUAUUUUUAGUAAGUAUUUCCUCUGUUGAAAAUCAAGUUACAGUUAGCAAAAUGCAUUAAGUUUAUUUUUAUAUCAUCAUAACAAUACCAUAGUUACGAAUAAAAUAACAGCCUUAUAACUUAGCGUAUCAGAGAGAGUAACCAAUCACAUAUAAAAAUAAAUAAAAACAAUUAGUUAUUGAUAUUUUCAAAUUUUCGUGCUAAAAUUAUUGCUACUGUUUACAAUUUAGUGCUAAUAAUGUAAUCAAUUUAUAUUUCAUUUGUUUUUAUAAUGUAAAAAUAGUUACAAAAUUUAUUAAUUUGAUAUUUUUUAAUUGUUGUGGUAAAAAUGUUACUUCUGUUGAAAGUUUAGUAGCUAUGAAUAUUAUGUAAUCAUUUUAUUUUAUUUAUUCUAUAAAAAAAGAAAUCGUAUUACUGUAAACACGAUUAUUACAAAAUUUGAUUUAUUAUAUUAAAAUAUAAAUAUUCAUAAUAUGCAUCUCAGUUUAUAAGCUUCUU
Patella vulgata (common limpet) is the source of this 2006-nucleotide messenger RNA. RefSeq lists its product as uncharacterized. The record is from RefSeq and is a predicted model, not a curated record. The transcript is spliced from 8 exons. The coding region runs from base 340 to 1446 and encodes 368 amino acids. Gene Ontology annotation, molecular function: protein binding. NCBI's taxonomy places the organism in Eukaryota, Metazoa, Mollusca, Gastropoda, Patellidae.